AUGCAAGCAGAGUACGAGUCACUAAUGGACAAUAAUACCUGGACAUUAGUCGAUGAACCAGAAGAUCAACAAGUCUUACCUGGAAAAUGGGUGUAUAAAGUAAAGUAUCGAGCAAACGGCCAAGUCGAUAAGCUCAAGGCAAGAUACGUAGCAAAGGGUUAUGCUCAAAUCGAGGGCCUAGAUUUCUUUGACACAUACGCUCCAACAUGCAAACCAGAAACUUUUAGAAUUCUAUUAGCAACUGCAUCACGAAAGGACUUAUAUCUUGGUCAGAUGGACGUGAAAUCAGCGUACCUUCAUUCCAAAAUAGAAGAAGAAAUUUAUCUGGAGCAGCCAGAGGGGUUUGUCAAGAAAGCAAACUCAGGACAAAAGCUUGUGUGCAAAUUGAACAAAUCAAUCUAUGGUCUAAAACAAGCUGCGAAAAACUGGUAUGAAGCUCUGACAAGUCUACUUCUCAAGAAAGGAUUCAAACGAAGCUGCAACGACUAUUGCCUAUUUGUAAGAAAGGAAGAAAAUGGAACAUUUUCCUAUGUGUUAGUCUGGGUAGAUGAUAUAGUAGUGGCUGGAGCAACCGAAGAAGCAAUUAACGAAAUUAAGUCAAUGUUAAAUGCAAAUCCUGCGAUCGCACAACAAGAUUACAGUGGAUCAAACGAAGUAUAUCGAAACUGUUCUCCAAGAAUUUAACAUGAGUGAUUGCAAAGUUGUAGCAACACCCGGAGAAGUAAAUCUAAAGCUAGUCAAAAGUAACGAAGGAAAGAAAUUAGUAGAUCCGAAGCUGUAUAGAAGUUUAGUUGGCUCUCUUUUAUUCAUUGGCAAACAAACCCGUCCAGAUAUUCUAAAUAUUGUUAAUCAGUUGUCACGAUUUCUCGAUAAACCUGACGAAUCACAUUGGAAGGCAGCAAAGCGCGUACUGAGAUACCUCAAAGGAACUACCGACUUACGAUUAACAUUCUUGAAGAAUUCCAGCUGUGAUAUUGUUGGCGAUUCGGACGCAGAUUGGAGUGGGGAUCUCAACGAUCGCAAAUCGACAACUGGAUACUACUUUAAAUUCGAAGGAAAUGGAGGUGCCAUCAGUUGGGAGGUAAAGAAGCAAGCAACCUUUGCCUUAUCAACAGCGGAGGCGGAAUAUCAAGCCAUGGCGGCUGCUGCACAAGAAGCAAUCUACUUACGAGCUCUACUAAAGGAUUUUGGUUUCCCAAUGGAGAAAGCGACAGAUAUUUGA
Molecule: messenger RNA, 1222 nt
Organism: Paramuricea clavata
Lineage: Eukaryota; Metazoa; Cnidaria; Anthozoa; Malacalcyonacea; Plexauridae
Source: the annotation of a GenBank genome assembly